AAAAAUGGCGACAGGAGCCGCAGCCGCGGUAGAUGUAGCUAACGGUGUUUGUCAGUCAUACCUGAAUAAUAAACCUGUGAGGGAGACGAGGGAGCUGGUGGCGGAACUUUGCCGUCACUUCUACACACAGGGAUGGGUGUCCGGCACCGGUGGCAGCAUCACUAUCAAGGUCCAUGAUGAAUCCAUUCCCAAGUCCCAACAGCUCAUCGUCAUGUCCCCUUCUGGUGUUCAAAAGGAGAGGAUGUCUCCUGAAGACAUGUAUGUGCUUUCUUCAGCUGGGUCUAUUAUCUCCGCUCCUUCUCCUAACCCUUAUCCCCAUAAGCCUCCCAAGUGUACCGACUGUGCUUCCCUCUUCAUGAAGGCGUAUGAGAUGCGGAAUGCUGGAGCUGUCAUUCACAGUCAUGGAAUGGAGUCUUGUCUUGUGACAAUGAUCCAACCAUUCUCAAAGGAGUUUCGAAUUACUCAUAUGGAGAUGAUUAAAGGAAUUGACGGGCAUGGUUAUUAUGAUGAGCUUGUGGUCCCAAUAAUAGAGAACACUGCCCAUGAGGGAGAGCUCACCGAAUCUCUUAGUGAAGCGAUUCAAGCUUACCCAAAAACUACCGCUGUUCUUGUUCGUAACCACGGUAUUUAUGUAUGGGGAGACUCAUGGAUCAGAGCUAAAACUCAGGCUGAAUGUUAUCACUAUCUCUUUGAUGCUGCUAUUAAACUUUAUCAAUUGGGCUUGGACUGGUCUACUCCAAGCCAUGGUCCAAUUCAAAGAGUUUUUGGUGGUCAGAGGAAUGUGAAUGCGGGGGUACUGAAUUUUAAUAAUGCACUGGAGCUAUCUUAUCUGCAGCGUUGUAUUAUUCUGGACAUUGAGGGGACGACGACUCCUAUAUCAUUUGUUACGGAUGUUCUUUUCCCUUAUGCCCGUGAUAAUGUGGGAAAGCAUUUAUAUUCAACAUAUGACACUGAAGAAACUCAGGAUGAUAUUAAGUUGCUGCGUGCUCAAGUUGAGGAGGACUUGCACCAAGGUGUUGCUGGUGCUGUGCCCAUUCCCACUAAUGACACAGGAAAAGAUGAGGUGAUAACAUCCUUGGUUGCCAAUGUUGAAGCAAUGAUUAAGGCUGACCGUAAAAUCACUUGCCUGAAGCAGUUGCAGGGUCAUAUAUGGAGAACUGGGUUUCAAAAUAACGAACUGAAAGGAGUAGUUUUUGAAGAUGUAUCAGAUGCUCUUCAGAAAUGGCAUGCUAUGGGCAUCAAGGUGUAUAUAUAUUCUAGUGGAAGCAGGGAGGCUCAACGGCUUCUCUUUGGCAAUUCAAAUUAUGGAGACUUGAGAAAAUUUUUGUGUGGAUUCUUUGACACCACAGUAGGAAACAAAAAAGAAACACGAAGUUACUUUGAGAUCUCACAGUCGCUUGGAGUAGAUGAACCAUCAGAUAUCUUAUUUGUAACAGAUGUCUUUCAGGAAGCCGUGGCUGCAAAAGGAGCAGGUUUGGAAGUGAUAAUUUCUGUCCGGCCAGGAAAUGGACCACUCCCAGAGAAUCACGGGUUUCAGACUGUUCAAUCGUUUGUGGAAAUCUGAGUUCUUCAGUUAUGUAUUUUACUGAAUAAACAAAGAAAGUGAAUAA
Molecule: messenger RNA, 1610 nt
Organism: Telopea speciosissima
Lineage: Eukaryota; Viridiplantae; Streptophyta; Magnoliopsida; Proteales; Proteaceae
Product: probable bifunctional methylthioribulose-1-phosphate dehydratase/enolase-phosphatase E1 1
Exons: 12
Coding region: 5-1564 (519 amino acids)
Cellular component (GO): cytoplasm
Molecular function (GO): methylthioribulose 1-phosphate dehydratase activity; acireductone synthase activity; magnesium ion binding
Source: RefSeq, a predicted model, not a curated record